Messenger RNA from Gorilla gorilla gorilla (western lowland gorilla), 5258 nucleotides. It is a transcript of the gene LDLR, whose product is annotated as low density lipoprotein receptor. Gene Ontology annotation, biological process: receptor-mediated endocytosis. The transcript is spliced from 18 exons. Gene Ontology annotation, cellular component: plasma membrane; apical plasma membrane; signaling receptor complex. The coding region runs from base 176 to 2755 and encodes 859 amino acids. Gene Ontology annotation, molecular function: protein binding; hormone binding; calcium ion binding. The record is from RefSeq and is a predicted model, not a curated record. Lineage: Eukaryota; Metazoa; Chordata; Mammalia; Primates; Hominidae.
GGUGAAGACAUUUGAAAAUCACCCCACUGCAAACUCCUCCCCCUGCUAGAAACCUCACAUUGAAAUGCUGUAAAUGACGUGGGCCCCGAGUGCAAUCGCGGGAAGCCAGGGUUUCCAGCUAGGACACAGCAGGUCGUGAUCCGGGUCGGGACACUGCCUGGCAGAGGCUGCGAGCAUGGGGCCCUGGGGCUGGAAACUGCGCUGGACCGUCGCCUUGCUCCUCGCCGCGGCGGGGACUGCAGUGGGCGACAGAUGUGAAAGAAACGAGUUCCAGUGCCAAGACGGGAAAUGCAUCUCCUACAAGUGGGUCUGUGAUGGCAGCGCUGAGUGCCAGGAUGGCUCUGAUGAGUCCCAGGAGACGUGCUUGUCUGUCACCUGCAAAUCCGAGGACUUCAGCUGUGGGGGCCGUGUCAACCGCUGCAUUCCUCAGUUCUGGAGGUGCGAUGGCCAAGUGGACUGCGACAACGGCUCAGACGAGCAAGGCUGUCCCCCCAGGACGUGCUCCCAGGACGAGUUUCGCUGCCACGAUGGGAAGUGCAUCUCUCGGCAGUUCGUCUGUGACUCAGACCGGGACUGCUUGGACGGCUCAGACGAGGCCUCCUGCCCGGUGCUCACCUGUGGCCCCGCCAGCUUCCAGUGCAACAGCUCCACCUGCAUCCCCCAGCUGUGGGCCUGCGACAACGACCCCGACUGCGAAGAUGGCUCGGAUGAGUGGCCGCAGCACUGUAGGGGUCUUUACGUGUUCCAAGGGGACAGUAGCCCCUGCUCGGCCUUCGAGUUCCACUGCCUAAGUGGCGAGUGCAUCCACUCCAGCUGGCGCUGUGAUGGUGGCCCCGACUGCAAGGACAAAUCUGACGAGGAAAACUGCGCUGUGGCCACCUGUCGCCCUGACGAAUUCCAGUGCUCUGAUGGAAACUGCAUCCAUGGCAGCCGGCAGUGUGACCGGGAAUAUGACUGCAAGGACAUGAGUGAUGAAGUUGGCUGCGUUAAUGUGACACUCUGCGAGGGACCCAACAAGUUCAAGUGUCACAGCGGCGAAUGCAUCACCCUGGACAAAGUCUGCAACAUGGCUAGAGACUGCCGGGACUGGUCAGAUGAACCCAUCAAGGAGUGCGGGACCAACGAAUGCUUGGACAACAACGGCGGCUGUUCCCACGUCUGCAACGACCUUAAGAUCGGCUACGAGUGCCUGUGCCCCGACGGCUUCCAGCUGGUGGCCCAGCGAAGAUGCGAAGAUAUCGAUGAGUGUCAGGAUCCCGACACCUGCAGCCAGCUCUGCGUGAACCUGGAGGGUGGCUACAAGUGCCAGUGUGAGGAAGGCUUCCAGCUGGACCCCCACACGAAGGCCUGCAAGGCUGUGGGCUCCAUUGCCUACCUCUUCUUCACCAACCGGCACGAGGUCAGGAAGAUGACGCUGGACCGGAGCGAGUACACCAGCCUCAUCCCCAACCUGAGGAACGUGGUCGCUCUGGACACGGAGGUGGCCAGCAAUAGAAUCUACUGGUCUGACCUGUCCCAGAGAAUGAUCUGCAGCACCCAGCUUGACAGAGCCCAUGGCGUCUCUUCCUACGACACCGUCAUCAGCAGGGACAUCCAGGCCCCCGACGGGCUGGCUGUGGACUGGAUCCACAGCAACAUCUACUGGACCGACUCUGUCCUGGGCACCGUCUCCGUUGCGGAUACCAAGGGUGUGAAGAGGAAAACGUUAUUCAGGGAGAACGGCUCCAAGCCAAGGGCCAUCGUGGUGGAUCCUGUUCAUGGCUUCAUGUACUGGACUGACUGGGGAACUCCCGCCAAGAUCAAGAAAGGGGGCCUGAAUGGUGUGGACAUCUACUCGCUGGUGACUGAAAACAUUCAGUGGCCCAAUGGCAUCACCCUAGAUCUCCUCAGUGGCCGCCUCUACUGGGUUGACUCCAAACUUCACUCCAUCUCAAGCAUCGAUGUCAACGGGGGCAACCGGAAGACCGUCUUGGAGGACGAAAAGAGGCUGGCCCACCCCUUCUCCUUGGCCGUCUUUGAGGACAAAGUAUUUUGGACAGAUAUCAUCAACGAAGCCAUUUUCAGUGCCAACCGCCUCACAGGUUCCGAUGUCAACUUGUUGGCCGAAAACCUGCUGUCCCCAGAGGAUAUGGUCCUCUUCCACAACCUCACCCAGCCAAGAGGAGUGAACUGGUGUGAGAGGACCAUCCUGAGCAAUGGCGGCUGCCAGUAUCUGUGCCUCCCCGCCCCGCAGAUCAACCCCCACUCGCCCAAGUUUACCUGCGCCUGCCCGGACGGCAUGCUGCUGGCCAGGGACAUGAGGAGCUGCCUCACAGAGGCUGAGGCUGCAGUGGCCACCCAGGAGACAUCCACCGUCAGGCUAAAGGUCAGCUCCACAGCCGUAAGGACACAGCACACAACCACCCGGCCUGUUCCCGACACCUCCCGGCUGCCUGGGGCCACCCCUGGGCUCACCACGGUGGAGAUAGUGACAACGUCUCACCAAGCUCUGGGCGACGUUGCUGGCAGAGGAAAUGAGAAGCCCAGUGGCGUGAGGGCUCUGUCCAUCGUCCUCCCCAUCGUGCUCCUCGUCUUCCUCUGCCUGGGGGCCUUCCUCCUGUGGAAGAACUGGCGGCUUAAGAACAUCAACAGCAUCAACUUUGACAACCCCGUCUAUCAGAAGACCACAGAGGAUGAGGUCCACAUUUGCCGCAACCAGGACGGCUACAGCUACCCCUCGAGACAGAUGGUCAGUCUGGAGGAUGACGUGGCGUGAACAUCUGCCUGGAGUCCCGUCCCUGCCCAGAACCCUUCCUGAGACCUCGCCGGCCUUGUUUUAUUCAAAGACAGAGAAGACCAAAGCAUUGCCUGCCAGAGCUUUGUUUUAUAUAUUUAUUCAUCUGGGAGGCAGAACAGGCUUCGGACAGCGCCCAUGCAAUGGCUUGGGUUGGGAUUUUGGUUUCUUCCUUUCCUUGUUAAGGAGAAGAGAAACAGGCCCGGGGGGACCAGGAUGACACCUCCAUUUCUCUCCAGGAAGUUUUGAGUUUCUCUCCACUGUGACACAAUCCUCAAACAUGGAAGAUGAAAGGGCAGGGGAUGUCAGGCCCAGAGAAGCAAGUGGCUUUCAACACACAACAGCAGAUGGCACCAACGGGACCCCCCGGCCCUGCCUCAUCCACCAAUCUCUAAGCCGAACCCCUAAACUCAGGAGUCAACGUGUUUACCUCUUCUAUGCAAGCCUUGCUAGACAGCCAGGUUAGCCUUUGCCCUGUCACCCCCGAAUCAUGACCCACCCAGUGUCUUUCGAGGUGGGUUUGUACCUUCCUUAAGCCAGGAAAGGGAUUCAUGGCGUCAGAAAUGAUCUGGCUGAAUCCGUGGUGGCACCGAGACCAAACUCAUUCACCAAAUGAUGCCACUUCCCAGAGGCAGAGCCUGAGUCACCGGUCACCCUUAAUAUUUAUUAAGUGCCUGAGACACCCGGUUACCUUGGCCAUGAGGACACGUGGCCUGCACCCAGGUGUGGCUGUCAGGACGCCAGCCUGGUGCCCGUCCUCCCGACCCCUACCCACUUCCAUUCCCGUGGUCUCCUUGCACUUUCUCAGUUCAGAGUUGUACACUGUGUACAUUCGGCAUUUGUGUUAUUAUUUUGCACUGUUUUCUGUCGUGUGUGUUGGAAUGGGAUCCCAGGCCAGGGAAAGCCUGUGUCAAUGAAUGCCAGGGACAGAGAGGGGCAGGUUGACCGGGACUUCAAAGCCGUGAUCGUGAAUAUCGAGAACUGCCAUUGUCUUCUUUAUGUCCGCCCACCUAGUGCUUCCACUUCUAUGCAAAUGCCUCCAAGCCAUUCACUUCCCCGAUCUUGUCGUUGAUGGGUAUGCGUUUAAAACAUGCACGGUGAGGCCGGGCGCAGUGGCUCACGCCUGUAAUCCCAGCACUUUGGGAGGCCGAGGCGGGCGGAUCACCUGAGGUCCGGAGUUCGAGACCAGCCUGGCCAACAUGGUGAAACUCUGUCUUUACUAAAAAUACAAAAGUUAGCCGGGUGUGGUGGCAUGCGCCUGUAAUCCCAGCUACUCGGGAGGCUGAGGCAGGAGAAUCGCUUAAGGAACCCAGGAGGCAGAGGUUACAGUGAGCUGAGAUUGUGCUAUUGAGCUCCAGCCUGGGUGACAAUGACAAGAGCGAAACUCGUCUCAAAAAAAAAAAAAAAAAAACCAUGCACGGUGCAUCAGCAGCCCAUGGCCUCUGGCCAGGCAUGGCGAGGCUGAGGUGGGAGGAUGGUUUGAGCUCAGGCAUUUGAGGCUGUCGUGAGCUAUGAUUAUGCCACUGCUUUCCAGCCUGGGCAACAUAGUAAGACCCCAUCUCUUAAAAAAUGAAUUUGGCCAGACACAGGUGCCUCACGCCUGUAAUCCCAGCACUUUGGGAGGCUGAGCUGGAUCACUUGAGUUCAGGAGUUGGAGACCAGGCCUGAGCAACAAAGCGAGAUCCCAUCUCUACAAAAAUCAAAAAGUUAAAAAUCAGCUGGGUAUGGUGGCACGUGCCUGUGAUCCCAGCUACUUGGGAGGCUGAGGCAGGAGGAUCGCCUGAGCCCAGGAGGUGGAGGUUGCAGUGAGCCAUGAUCGAGCCACUGCACUCCAGCCUGGGCAACAGAUGAAGACCCUGUUUCAGAAAUACAACUAUAAAAAAAAAAAUAAAUCCUCCAGUCUGGAUCGUUUGACGGGACUUCAGGUUCUUUCUGAAAUUGCCGUAAGUGUUACUGUUGCACUGAUGUCCGGAGAGACAGUGACAGCCUCCGUCAGACUCCCGCGUGAAGAUAUCACAAGGGAUUGGCGAUUGUCCCCAGGGACAAAACACUGUGUCCCCCCACUGCAGGGAACCGUGAUAAGCCUUUCUGGUUUUGGAGCACGUAAAUGCGUCCCUGUACAGAUAGUGGGGUUUGUUAUGUUUGCACUUUGUAUAUUGGUUGAAACUGUUAUCACUUAUAUAUAUAUAUAUAUACACAUAUAUAUAAAAUCUAUUUAUUUUUGCAAACCCUGGUUGCUGUAUUUGUUCAGUGACUAUUCUCGGGGCCCUGUGUAGGGGGUUAUUGCCUCUGAAAUGCCUCUUCUUUAUGUACAAAGAUGAUUAUUUGCACGAACUGGACUGUGUGCAACGCUUUUUGGGAGAAUGAUGUCCCCGGUGUAUGUAUGAGUGGCUUCUGGGAGAUGGGUGUCACUUUUUAAACCACUGUAUAGAAGGUUUUUGUAGCCUGAAUGUCUUACUGUGAUCAAUUAAAUUUCUUAAAUGAA